Molecule: messenger RNA, 338 nt
Organism: Paramuricea clavata
Lineage: Eukaryota; Metazoa; Cnidaria; Anthozoa; Malacalcyonacea; Plexauridae
Source: the annotation of a GenBank genome assembly
AUGGAAGUUUGCGCGUCAGCAAAGAAGCUUAAGAACAAAAAGAGUAGUGCUGGAGACGUAAUAAGCAAUGAAAUUAUUAAAAUUGCCGUGGAAGAUCAUGCUACUAACUUUGUUAAACUUUUUAAUCAUGUUUUAUUUCAUGGAAAUUUUCCUCACAUGUGGUCGGAAGGGUAUAUUGUCCCUCUUUAUAAAUCAGGUUGUCGUUCUGAUCCUGGAAACUACAGGGGAAUAUGUAUCAGCAGUUGUUUAGGGAAAUUUUUUACCUCAAUUCUUAACUAUCGUCUUAAUACCUUCUUGGAAGAACACCAAAUCUUGAAUAAGAAUCAAAUUGGUUUUAG